Geodia barretti is the source of this 1142-nucleotide messenger RNA. Lineage: Eukaryota; Metazoa; Porifera; Demospongiae; Tetractinellida; Geodiidae. The record is from the annotation of a GenBank genome assembly.
CUCUGUCCUCCAGGGCGCUUCACCUCUCUACUGCUCUCGCUCAAUGGCAGAACAGAAAAAUCGCUUGAGGGUGCAAUCAGUGUUGUCAUCCGACGACCAUGAGCCUGGAUACAAGACAUUCUCAGAAAUGAACAGUCUGGGUGACCUGCUGGGGGUGUUUGGGAUGACUGUGAGGGUGCGGGGAACUGAAACGCUUUGCUCCGAGCAAGGUGGCAGCCUCAGCAAAUACCUUAGUGACAUGCAGCCGGCAGACUUCACUGCCGUUACGAAACUGUACAGGGCCCUAUUUGAUCACGGCGAUGGCCUGGAGAGGGUUAGGCUGCCGCCCAACCUCCCAGACUUUUUGAAGCCACUCUUCCGACACAUGGUUUUCUGCCGCAACCGCCGGCCUCCUGAGCCACAAUUCAACAACGGGGCUGGUAAACAGUGGGGUAGUUGUGUGAUGGAAAUGCGGCGCCAUGUGGGGAUUGGCAAAGAGUGGGGAGUCAAGGCGUCCACAACUUCCAGCACCAGGGACUGGUGUGGAAUGAGGGCCAGUAACAUAUCAGGUGUGGUGGACUUUCUGGUGGAAAAUGUGGAUGCUAGGGUCCUGGCGGUGGGGGGAGUGAACUCAGAAGUGACAGCACAAUGCCAAGUGCUGGCCCCACUCCUGCUCCAGAGAGAAAAACAAGGGGUGUGCCCAGUUGGGUUCACCAUAAAUGAGCAUAUCCUAACAAUAUUCCAGCUGGUUCCAGAUGGGGGUGCAACUCAACCAACCAGAUACGCACUGAGGCCUCACCCCAUAAAGUACAUCACCUUUCAGAGGAAACCAUACCUCACACAAUCACUAAGUGAUGUAAUACAUUUCAUCGAUGAUCUGUUGGUACUGACAGCCAACGUCGAACAGCAACUUGCUCCCCCUGAGCUUGAACUGCAAGCUACCCCCCUGGAUUCAGAUACUGAAGAUGCUGGGACUAACAGGCCAAGAGAUAUUAUCGAACAAAGGCUAAGUGAAGUUGAGGAAAUGCUGAGGAAGCUGACUACUGCUUAACUUUUCUCAGUUGGGAGCCAUGCUUUGAACUGAAAUCUGUUUGAACUGCACUACAUACAUAAUGUAUACAUUUGACAUUAGUGUACUAAACUUAAUCGAACUUCAUGCUGAA